GGAACUUCACCAGCUCCUCGACCUUUAGCCCCUCUCUCCCUCUCUCUUCGACGGACGAGCCUCGGUGAUGUCGUUUUUUGGGAACACGGCGUCUUCGGCGCCCACGGCUCCAGCGGCGGAGAAGGAUAUCGAGAUCCCCGAGCCCCCUUCCGACUCGAUAUCCUCCCUCUCGUUCUCCUCUGCCGCGGAUUAUCUGGCUGUAGGUAGCUGGGACAAUAAUGUAAGGCUGUACGAGGUCGGAGCAGGCGGUCAAACACAGGGGAAGGCAAUGUACUCGCACCAGGGCCCCGUGCUGAGCGUAUGCUGGAACAAGGAAGGAAACAAGGUCAUCUCGGGCGGCGCAGACAACGCAGCACGUCUAUUCGAUAUCACGACUGGCCAGUCCAACCAGGUGGCGCAGCACGACGCGCCCGUCAAGGUCGUCAAGUGGAUAGAGACGCCGCAGGGAGGCAUUCUGGCUACGGGAAGCUGGGACAAGUCCAUCAAAUACUGGGACCUGCGCACUCCCAACCCCGUGGCGACUGUUCAACUUCCCGAGCGAUGCUAUAGCAUGGACGUCCAGUAUCCCCUCCUGGUCGUUGGUACUGCUGAACGCCAUAUACAAAUUUUCAACCUCACGAACCCGAACACCGCUUAUAAAACCAUCACCUCUCCACUAAAAUGGCAAACGCGGACAGUCUCUUGCUUCACGAACUCCACCAGUAGUGGUUUCGCCGUCGGCAGUAUCGAGGGUCGUGUUGCCAUCCAAUAUGUCGAGGAAAAGGACAGCAGUAACAACUUCUCCUUCAAAUGCCACCGCCGAGACCAGACUCCCAACUCGAAAGACCAGUCGCUCGUGUACGCUGUGAACGACAUUUCCUUCCACCCUGUGCACGGCACGUUCUCGACUUGCGGUUCUGAUGGCACCAUGCACUUUUGGGACAAGGACGCUCGCACUCGCCUGAAAAGCUUCGACCCAUGCCCCGGACCCAUCACUGCGACGACGUUCAACCGGAACGGCACCAUAUUCGCGUAUGCCGUCUCAUACGACUGGUCAAAAGGACAUACCGGUAUGACACCUGGCCACGUCAACAAGAUCAUGCUCCAUGCCUGCAAAGAAGAAGAGGUUAAGAAGCGUCCCGCCAAGAAGUGAACGUAAUGAUAGCUGACCAUGCUAGUGGUCCUGUUUUGUGGCCGCGGUGCGCGGCAUGCUCUUGAUUGUCGAUUGUUAGCCCAUACUUACGAUGCGUUGCAACCUUGUGUACAUAUAUACGUGUUUCUACCUGCAUUCGCUUGCGC
Coniophora puteana RWD-64-598 SS2 is the source of this 1278-nucleotide messenger RNA. Its product is annotated as WD40 repeat-like protein. Gene Ontology annotation, molecular function: RNA binding; ubiquitin binding. The coding region runs from base 68 to 1132 and encodes 354 amino acids. Lineage: Eukaryota; Fungi; Basidiomycota; Agaricomycetes; Boletales; Coniophoraceae. Gene Ontology annotation, cellular component: nuclear pore. Gene Ontology annotation, biological process: RNA export from nucleus; transcription-dependent tethering of RNA polymerase II gene DNA at nuclear periphery. The record is from RefSeq and is a predicted model, not a curated record. The transcript is spliced from 7 exons.